Solea solea (common sole) is the source of this 3783-nucleotide messenger RNA. It is a transcript of the gene st6galnac5a, whose product is annotated as ST6 (alpha-N-acetyl-neuraminyl-2,3-beta-galactosyl-1,3)-N-acetylgalactosaminide alpha-2,6-sialyltransferase 5a. Gene Ontology annotation, biological process: oligosaccharide metabolic process; ganglioside biosynthetic process. Gene Ontology annotation, molecular function: alpha-N-acetylgalactosaminide alpha-2,6-sialyltransferase activity. The record is from RefSeq and is a predicted model, not a curated record. Bases 136 to 1143 code for a protein of 335 amino acids. The transcript is spliced from 5 exons. NCBI's taxonomy places the organism in Eukaryota, Metazoa, Chordata, Actinopteri, Pleuronectiformes, Soleidae.
UCCAGGCUGGAGACACACGGGCAGCGGCAGUCAGGCUGCUUUCACUGAGGAGCGGAGAGUGGACCGUGGGACGAGGACAGCGGUCAGAGGACAGACACUGGACACCAUGAGACGAUAAAGACAGCACUCCGCAAAAUGAAGACACCCAUGCGCCAUGGGGUAACCGUGCUUCUCGUGCUUCUCCUGUGCGCCAGCUUGUUCCUCGUAUACAAUGGAAGCUUCAACAUCGCUUCCAGGGACGCUAACGACACGCACGUCCAACAGCAUGAACAGCUGCGGCGGCGGCCCACUGAAGCCUCCGUCAGGGUGGCCAAGCCUCAUCCCCCGGUUCUCCAGGGAUACAGUGGCAUCAUCGACCACAAGCCUCUGAGAAUGCACUGCCAGACCUGCGCCCUGGUGACUAGCUCGGGUCACCUCGUCGGAGGCGGCAGGGGUGACGAGAUUGACCAGGCCGAGUGUGUCAUCCGCAUGAAUGACGCCCCCACGGCCAGGGGUUACGCCCGCGACGUUGGCCGCCGCACCUCUCUGCGUGUCAUCGCACACUCCAGUAUGCAGAGGGUCCUGCGGAGUCGCCAUGAGCUGCUCAACGCCAGCCAGGACACAGUGUUCAUCUUCUGGGGCCCCAGCAGCUACAUGAGGCGCGAUGGGAAGGGCCUGGUUUACAACAACCUGAGGCUGAUGAACCAAGUGCUGCCCAAACUCAAAGUCUACAUCAUCUCCUGGCAGAAGAUGCUCCAGUUUGACGAGCUCUUCAAGAAGGAGACAGGCAAAGACAGGAGGGUAUCAAACUCCUGGCUGAGCACCGGCUGGUUCACGAUGACCAUCGCUCUGGAGCUGUGCGACAGGAUCAACGUGUAUGGCAUGGUUGCCCCUGACUUCUGCAGGGAGCCUCAGCACCACUCUGUCCCCUACCACUACUACGAGCCUCGGGGUCCAGAUGAGUGUGCCAUGUACAUCUCCCACGAGCGUGGACGGCGGGGCAGCCACCACCGCUUCAUCACAGAGAAGCGGGUCUUUGCCAACUGGGCACGGACAUUUGACAUCCACUUCUACCAGCCGGACUGGAGCCCCCCACCUCUUCCAGCCAACCGGACGCUGAAGGGAGCGGUUACGGCGGCACCUUUGGUACUUCAGAAGACGUGACCAGUGAUGGAAAGUGAAAGAAAAUGCUCAAGGGAUUCACACGGGGACUGAGGACUGAUUACUGGAACCUUACAGAGAGGGUAUAUGAAGUAGGAAAGAAAAAUAGUUAAAGUAAAUGAAGUCUGAGUCUUGUUGAUCCUGCUGGACAUUAGUUCUGAACAUUUCUCCAGCUCCGUCACUGCAACUCCAGCAGUGUGUUUUGUUUAACCAGGCGAACAAGUUCAGCGUUGUACAUCCCUUUUUGAAAACCUUGUAAAGUGAGGUUAUCAUCACACAAUCUGCUCUCAGUGCAUGCAGUGUCUUACUGUGGAUCCUCCUCGUCUUUGUGCAUGUGUUUGUGUGAACGUGUGUGUGCGUGCGUGUGUGUGUGUAUGCAUGUGGGGGUGUGUUUACCACAGAGGAAUCAUGAGUUUGGGCUUUGCGCAAAGCCUUUAUUGGAUAAAGGCUCUGAAAAGGAUUCACUGCUUACAGCUCCCUGAAAGAAAAAUACCAUUACAAUGCCCUUAAUCCAACAGUGUAGUGCUGGAGGAUCCUUAGACUCCUGUGUCAUGCAACAAAGGCUCAGCCUCCUUCAAAAGCAGUUGUAUAAAUCAACUCCCCGACUUACAUUUAUGCUGCCUCUCAGAAAUGCACAUUGUGAGCUUGCCAAAGUGUCACCCAAGUCAAACUUUGCAAAGCAGUAUUUUUUGGCUGAAAAGGGAAGAGUGUGACAUUCGCUGAGCAUUUGGUCUUGUGUGUGUGUGUGUGUGUGUGUGUGUGUGUGUGUGUGUGUGUGUGUGUGUGUGUGUGUGUGUGUGUGUGUGUGUGUGUGUGCCUCUUCUGGUCCCAUACAAUAUGUAUCAUGAGGCUUUGUCAGCUCCUGUCAAAAGUUAAUAAUGCAAUUUUAUAUAACUACAAGCUGCAUUUCCGUGUAAACGUACAUCCUUGCCACACAAGACUAGUGGGAGAUUAAGAUGGAGAGCAGGGAUGCAGCAGUGGCAUCCAUCCCACUAUAUUCACCUGCUGCCGCCUCUGUGAGCCGGAAUCGCCUCAAGACUUACUCCGUUUAGAAGAAUACUACUUUUUCUUUUUCUUUUUUUUAAAUGGACAAUUAUGUGAUCUGUCACUCUCCUCACCUGAUUGUGUUUAAUCUGCAGUCUUCUCUCAUUUGAUGCUUCUCACAGACUGCCCCCACUCCCGCUCUCUCACAGAGAUCCUUGAUUUUUUCUUUUUCUCCAUGAAUAACAACCAGUUGUCAGGCAGAAAGUGAGACUUGUGGUUAUCUCAAUGACACGUCCUGGCCCUAACUUGGUCACUAUUGAUUUUGCCCUCAUCUCAGUGAGGUGAGUAAUGAGAGGACAGAUACUGUGGGUCAUGUACAUGCACUAGGUGCUCACACCAUAGCGUUUCCAUACUUCAUCAGCUGCAGCGGUGGUGCUACACAGUGCGUCGACAGGCUCCGUACUGUUGCAAAGACCAAGACAGUUCCCAGAGCCCAAGGUGAUAUUUUCAAAUUGGAAGACAACCCAGACAAAAGAAAGAAAAGCAAAUUCUCAUAUUUCACACGGUGAAAGUGGAAAAUGUUUUUUGCUUCAGCUUCAUUGGUAAUUGAAAGGAAUAUUAUUUAAUUAAUUUAUUUAUUUAUUUAAAAAGCACCUUUCUUGCCAAGAGUUGGACGAAAAGAUAGAUAGUCUCUUUCCUUCAUUGUAGGGCUCAUUAGCUUAACUAGUGUUUGACAUAAAGAUCAAAACAUAAAACAUCUAAUAUCCUACUCUACAAUGGAGAAAUGGUCUGGUUAAACGCCUGGUUAAACGUUAAACGUGAAAUUAUAAUCUAAAGAGGUUUACAUGUCUAUAUAUUGCAACUAAGAUCAGAAGUUAGAACACAGUGCAUGUUUUGAUCCGACAAAUGCUUCUUCUGAGAACGACCUUUUAAGAUAAUAAGAGAUAAUUGAGGUUUUGUAUGACGUGUUGACACAGCUGUCCAAGAACACCACCACCAACCUGAGACCUGUAACUCGCUCUCAUUGAUAAUAUACAGAAAACUGAUUUUAGCCACUAAACAAAAGCUAAACACCUAAUUAAAUCGACACAUGCUUCAAUCUAAUACAUCCUAACAACAUGGAGGAAAUCUGUGUUUUUAGCCAGCAGCUCUUAUGUCCCUGUGAGCUAAAAACACAGAUUUUCUCCAUGGACUUUAGUGAAGGAGAGUGGGUGGUUCACAAACUUCCUUUUUCAGCAGCAAAAGGGUGUCUACUCUAACAUAAACAUAAUCUAACAAACAUAUUAUUAAGAUUUUAUAGAAUUAUGCAGGCUUAGAUUCUAUUAGGUGAAUAGCCAGGUUAUCACUGAGAGCUUGUGUCCAAGGCUGGUUGAUGAAAAAAGUGGCGCUCUCAGCAGAUCAGUCUGUGGUUAAGAAUGUGUCAGUGCCUACAAAACUGUUUGUUGUGUCAAUUUUGUUCACGUGAACACAGUGGGUAUCUUCAAGCUGAACAUCUCCUGUAACUCUUGGACAGAAAGACCAUUCCCAAAAUGUCAGAAAAAUUAAUCACAUUUAGCUUCCAAUCAAUUCCUGCAUUCAACUAACGUCAUGUCAGCACUUUUUUUUUCCUGCACAUAAAUGAAAAUGCCAUUUCAUUCAAUAAAAUACUUUUUAUCUGUG